UGGUGUCCCUGCCACACCAGUCUGUGUGCAUGCACACUCAGGAUGGCCGAGGAAUUCUCACUCCCAUAUCAAUCAGGUUGAAAAAAGCUGCAGGGGUGCACCUGGCCGAGGAAGAUGCCACUGCAGACUGUCCCUGGGUUAAUGUGGCUCUGGCAGAACAUGCCCUUUCAGACACUGGUCAUGUUCUUAGGCCUGUUCCUGCUGAUUGCUGAUUGCAUGGAAAGGAGACGGCCAAAGAAUUUCCCUCCAGGACCUUUGCCCCUGCCGUUCCUGGGCCACCUGCUCCAUGUGGAUUUCAAACAGCCCCAUAGGACUGUAGAGAAGCUUGCUGGAAAAUAUGGCAACAUUUUCAGCUUGCAGCUUGGUAACCUGACAUUUGUGAUUGUAAAUGGAUUCCAGCUGGUGAAGGAAGUGCUUGUCCAUCAGGGUGAAUACUUUCUUGGUCGCCCACAAAUUCCUCUUAUGUACGAAAUCUUCGGUCCAUUUGGAUUAGUCACCUCUAAUGGACAUAGCUGGAAACAACAAAGAAGAUUUGCUUUAUCAACUCUAAGAAACUUUGGCCUGGGGAAGAGGAGCUUAGAAGAACGAAUACAGGAGGAGAGCAGAUACCUCACAGAUGCAAUUGAGGAAGAAAAAGGGCAACCUUUUGACCCUCACUUUAAAAUUAAUAAUGCUGUUUCCAACAUUAUCUGUUCCAUCACUUUUGGGGACCGGUUUGAAUAUCAUGACAGUCACUUCCAGAAGUUACUGCGGUUGAUUGAUGAGACUUUGUACCUCCAGGGAACUAUUUGGAGCCAGCUGUAUGACUCCUUCCCGACCAUAAUGAAGUGGAUACCUGGACCCCAUCACACAAUUUUUAAAAACUGGGAAAAACUGAAGAGUUUUGUGAAGGAAAUGAUUGCAAAGCACAAAGAGGACUGGAAUCCAUCUGAACCCAGAGACUUCAUUGACUGUUAUCUGAAGGAAAUAGCAAAGGCCGAUGCCGACCCUAGUUUCUAUGAAGAAAAUCUCGUAUUUUCCACACUGGAUCUUUUUUUUGCUGGAACUGAGACAACGUCUACAACCAUCCGCUGGGCUCUGCUGUACAUGGCCCUAUAUCCUGACAUUCAAGAGAGAGUGCAAGCAGAGAUUGAUGCAGUGAUUGGCCAGUCUCGCCAGCCAGCCAUGGACGACAGGGACAACAUGCCAUACACCAAUGCAGUUAUUCAUGAAGUGCAAAGGAUAAGCAACAUCUUGCCUUUAAGUGUGCCCAGAAUGGCAACUAGUGACACAACACUGGCCGGAUUCUAUGUGCCAAAAGGCACCGUUUUGAUUCCCAAUUUGACAUCAGUGCUGUUUGACAAGAAUGAGUGGGAAACCCCUCAUACUUUUAAUCCUAAGCAUUUCCUGGAGGAUGGUCAGUUCAAGAAAAAAGAAACUUUCCUGCCAUUCUCUGCAGGAAAGCGUGGUUGCCUUGGCGAGCCGCUGGCUAGAAUAGAGCUGUUCCUGUUCUUCACUGUCCUCCUUCAGAAAUUCACAUUCCAAGCUCCGAAGGACGUGAAGCUAAGCCUUAAAUUCAGAACGGGACUUACUCUCUGCCCACAGCCAUACAAGAUCUGUGCGCUGUCUCGGUAGGGAAAGCCAGGAAAUGUUUGUCAUUGCCCCAUUUCUCAAAAUAAUUAGUUUGCUGUGCUUGUAUAUAGGGCUGCAUCGGCAGUUCACUAUGGGCAUGUCUAUACUUGUCAUUUAAGCGGAAAAAGCCCCUUUUUUGCACAAAAACCACAGGAGCGUCUACACUUGGUUUUCUUUUUGCGGUGAAACUUCUGAGUUUCACCGCAAAAAGAAAACCACCUCCACGAGAGGUGAACAGCUCUUACCAGUGAUGCUUUUGCAUUGAUAUGAAAGUGAAGACACGUUUUUCCUGUUUACCCAGCUUUUAGCCUCCGCAGGAUAUCCCACAGUGCCUAGCUGACCACUCUAGCCAACAGCUCUGUUGCCAGGUAAACAGACAUCCACCCCUCCCCCUGUAAAGCCCUAGGAACUUUGAAACUCCCCUUCCUGUUUUCUCCAUAAGUGCUCACUUAUCUGGCCAGGUGACAAUGGCUGCUCCAGGGAGCAAAUGAUCCCCUGCUUGGAGCAAUGCUAAGCUAAUGGCGCUUAUUAGUGUUUGGGGAGAGGAGGCUGCACAGGAACCCAGGAUGCCCCAUGAUCACCUCCCCGCCCCUUCCCACAAGACCCAUUGUCAAACUGGAGAGAGCUGCACUGUGGGAUAGCUGCCCUAGAGUGCUGCUCUCAUCACGAUGGAAGGGCUGCAAAUGUAAAGACUCUCUGAUGCCUAAGGAAUUAAGUGAGUACACAAACCAGCACUUUACUUUCACCGGUGAAACUUUCAGCGCAAAAAAUCUGCAAGUGUAGACAUACCUUAAGUCUCCAAAUCUCCCUGCCUGCCUCCGUUCUUAUAACCCAACAGGGAACCAAUAUCAGCAAUUGGACGAUUUGGGAACCUGAUAUUGGAAGGGGCUGUGGCUGUUAUGAUACAUCCUACCAUGAGGGCAGCUCUUCCUGAUGUCCCUGCCACACCAGUCUGUGUGCAUGUACACUCAGGAUGGCCGAGGAAUUCCAUUUCCCAUAUCAAUCUGGUUGAGAAAAGGUAAGUAUAUUUCAUGAAUUCUUUCAAAAGGAACAUUUUGUUUCAUUUGCAGUUUUUCAUGAAAUAUUUAGUUUUUCAAUGGAAACUUUUCAAAACAGUUUUUGUUGAAAAAAUUUCACUGGUGUGGAAAAAAACACAACCAGAAGAGAACUCCUGACUCUUUAAAAAAGUUAAUACUAAUACAUUUUUAAAACCUGCCCACAUUGGGAUUUGAAUUCCUAACCUAUAUAACAGUACUAGUGCUCAACCCUGCUGCCAUGAGUAUUGCUGAGAAACCUCAUGGCCUUUAGGUGGUGGGCCAGGCAGGGAACUAGGGCAGAAUUUUACAUAUGGACUAUUCCAGUUGGAACGGCCGGGUUGCUGAUGGGGUUGGUUUAGUGCACAUGUAGUUGAACAAAGGCGAGCUGGACGUUUCAUAGGCAAAUUUACUGUGGUUCUUAAUUUUAAAUUUGGUGUUUAUUUUAUGGUGUUUAGGUGCUUUAGAAAUACUUCAGAGGGUCAGAUAUUUUGUUGGCUGGCUGAGGAUCAAUGUAGUUAAAGAACAGUUAUAGCCCUUAUUUUGCAACGUGAAUAGUAUUUUCAAAGGUAAUUUAAAAGUAUUUGUUGAACAAUGUUGGAUUUUGGGCCUAUCAUCCUUGAAAAGCGAUUCUUCAAGAAAUUUUAAGAGUAAAAGGAGUUAUUAAUUUUUUUUUUUUUUAAUUUAAAGAUAACUUUCUGCAAAAAAGUUCCAAUAACUGACAUUUUAAAGUUAAUAAAGAGCACUUGUUUGUAUUGUU
Molecule: messenger RNA, 3405 nt
Organism: Malaclemys terrapin pileata
Lineage: Eukaryota; Metazoa; Chordata; Testudines; Emydidae
Product: cytochrome P450 2J2-like
Exons: 10
Coding region: 115-1614 (499 amino acids)
Biological process (GO): xenobiotic metabolic process
Cellular component (GO): cytoplasm; intracellular membrane-bounded organelle
Molecular function (GO): iron ion binding; heme binding; oxidoreductase activity, acting on paired donors, with incorporation or reduction of molecular oxygen, reduced flavin or flavoprotein as one donor, and incorporation of one atom of oxygen
Source: RefSeq, a predicted model, not a curated record